AUGAGUGCAAAGAAAAAUCAAGUGCAACAGUCCACGCCAGUUCGUUCGAAUCAUAUCGACGCGAGUUCAUCCGGCUUCAUCGACGAUUACUCACAACUUCGACUAUCGUAUUACCAGCACAGAGGUGCUAUAUUAGACAUAACCGACAUUUCUGAAGAUACAUCUGCCGGAGAAACGUUUGAAACGGUGGAAACAAGCUUGAGUGAAACCUCCGUCACCGUCGACGAGAAAGAAGCCAGACGACAGAAACUACGGGAUUAUUACAUUUCUCAAAUCCCGGAUCUUCCGCAUCCAUCAUACGUCGUGGCAUCCAUAAUCUCGUCAGCAUCCCGUAAGAUGGGCUCCAUUCACCUCAGAUAUAAUGACAGAAUCGAACAAGGCAAGCAGGCUCCCGAUUCACAAAAUGAUUUGGAAUUUGAUCCUGAACGUAGAUCGACACUGAAACCCAAUCAGUUUCCCGAUAAGUAAACGUUUCGCGUGAUAUUUUGUAAUAAUUUUUAUGUUGAACGUCGGAUAUGAUCAUGAAUUGUAAUUUAAAUGCAUGUGUGACUUUCUCAUUUAAUUAUUGAUAGCGUAUGAAGAUGAUUAAUUAUACAGAUUUGACAACGAAAGAUCGUCUUUAUUGUGUCCAAAAACAUAAAAUCAAAGUUCAUAUUC
Messenger RNA from Spodoptera exigua (beet armyworm), 657 nucleotides. The record is from the annotation of a GenBank genome assembly. NCBI's taxonomy places the organism in Eukaryota, Metazoa, Arthropoda, Insecta, Lepidoptera, Noctuidae.